CUUAUUUAUUUACUUUAUUGUAGGUUAAAUGUAGGAUUUGCUCCCAGGAGCUGUCUUACUGUAACCGGUCCACCUCCACAAUGCUGAGGCAUUAUCGUGCCCGGCAUGAGAAAGAAGAAUCGGUUAACCCUCCUGUGAUCAACCCUGGUGUUUCCAGAAAGCAGUCGAUUGAUGAGGCUGUAGUGAAUAUGAUUACAGACCGUCAGCCGCUUAGCCUUGUGGAAGACGUGGGGUUCCGAGACCUGCUCCAACUCCUUGAGCCCUCAUAUGUUCUGCCAAGCAGAAAGGUAAGUGAAACAAUCUGAUGAAUGGUGUUAUACAUGUUAACAAAAUAUAUGAAUGUUAUGUGCUUUCACUCAUUGAUCUACUCCACUUGUGUUAUUAAUUUUAGGCUAUCAAGACCAUUAUUAGCCAGAGGUAUGAGGAGAAAAAGGAGCAAGUUAAAAAAGAACUGCAGAGUGCAGUUGCAGUUAGCCUAACAGCUGACAUGUGGACAUCUAUCAACAUGGAGGCUUACCUGGCUGUGACCUGUCAUUAUGUUGACAGUGAGGACCAUACACUGUGUACAUCAAUGCUGGGAGUGCAACAAUUUCCUCAACAGCACACUGCUGAAAAUAUGGCCCAAGUAACAAAAAACUUAAUGGAGGAGUGGGCCAUAGCAAAGAAAGUGACAUGUCUGGUCACAGAUGCGGCUGCAAACAUGAUUGCAUGUGUCAGAAAGCUCCAAAUCAGAUACACAAUUUGCAUUGCACAUUCAUUAAAUUUAACAGUUCGAAAAUCAUGUGACCAAAUUGAGACAUUCACUGAUAUCCGACAUAAAACAAGGCAGAUCGUAACAUACUUUAGAACCAGUACUACAGCCAAAGAGAAGCUGACACGAGUCCAGCUACAGAUGGGAGGACCAGUGAAGAAAUUAAUUAAUGAGGUGUCAACUAGAUGGAACAGCACUUAUUUAAUGCUGGAACGCAUUGUGGAACAGAAGGAGUCGGUGCUGGUAUCUCUGGCCUCUUUAAAAAGUGAUCUACCCCCGCUAACUACAGAUGAUUACAAAAUCAUAGAGGAGACACUCUGUGUGCUUGCUCCAUUUAAUCAAGUGACAGUGGAGCUGUCUGAGGAAAAAAGAGUAUCUGGAUCAAAAGUAAUCCCAAUGCUUAAAAUGUUGCACCACUCACUUCAACGCAAUGUAUCAAACGUGACCACGGAAAUCGCUAUCAAUCUUGUGGAAAACCUUAAAAGAAGACUGCUAGAAACACUGUGCAACCUGGAGUCAUUAAGUGUAAUGACAAUACCAACACUGCUGGACCCUCGGUUCAAGACGAUGGCAUUCUUAAGUGUGUCAAAAGCCAAUGAUGCAGUGAAAAGACUCAAAUCUGAGUGUGUGGCAGAAAUGAAAAGUGCUGUACCGACACAAAUGGAAGAUGCCCAAGCUGGUCCUUCAACUCUCUAUGCUCCCAGUUCAGAUGACAACCUGUGGCAGCACUUGGACAUGGAAGUCAAGGAGAGCAAGGCCAACUCACCACGGAUGCAAUUAUCGAGGUACAAAGAUACCUCUCAGAGGUGAACACACCAAGAUCACAAGAUCCCUUGCAGUACUGGAAAACACAGAGACUAAAUUACCCUACCUUAUACAAACUUGCAAUAAAAUAUCUAUGCACACCAUCGUCAUCAGUGCCCUGUGAAAGAGUUUUCUCCAAAACAGGAGAAAUUGUUUGUAAACGGCGCAAUCGCCUCGGUCCAAAUCUAUUAAAGCAGCUGAUGUUUCUUAAUAAAAAUGUGUGAUUGAACCUUCA
Astyanax mexicanus (Mexican tetra) is the source of this 1790-nucleotide messenger RNA. RefSeq names its product zinc finger BED domain-containing protein 4-like. Lineage: Eukaryota; Metazoa; Chordata; Actinopteri; Characiformes; Acestrorhamphidae. The coding region runs from base 488 to 1561 and encodes 357 amino acids. The transcript is spliced from 2 exons. The record is from RefSeq and is a predicted model, not a curated record.